Messenger RNA from Malassezia vespertilionis, 1380 nucleotides. It is a transcript of the gene MET2, whose product is annotated as homoserine O-acetyltransferase. The transcript has a single exon. Gene Ontology annotation, biological process: L-homoserine metabolic process. The coding region runs from base 1 to 1380 and encodes 459 amino acids. Gene Ontology annotation, molecular function: homoserine O-acetyltransferase activity. The record is from RefSeq and is a predicted model, not a curated record. NCBI's taxonomy places the organism in Eukaryota, Fungi, Basidiomycota, Malasseziomycetes, Malasseziales, Malasseziaceae.
AUGCUCAGUGCGCCGGUGGAAGUGCAAGGGCCGACCACGCCAUUGGCGGUAGAAAUCGACCAACGGUACCUCGUCAUACCUGAGUUUACCUUGGAGAAUGGCGCAAUACUCACAAAUGCACCGGUAGCAUUUAAAACGUGGGGCACGCUCGACCGUGACCGCGCGAAUGUCGUACUUGUAAGCCAUCCCAUUUCUGGCAAUGCCAACGUCGCGGAAUGGUGGGGUCCAUUGUUUGGCCCUGGGCAUACCUUGGACCCUACACGCUACUUUAUUGUGUGUUGUAAUACAAUUGGGUCGCCGUACGGGACUGCGAGUCCGCUCACACGCAAGCACGGUGAAAUGUUCACAAACGGUGCUUGGGUGCGCGCACCGCACAUCGACAAGCCCAUGGAGCAGGAAGAGCAGAUGUGGUGGGGUGCUGAUUUCCCUUCGUCAACGGUGCGCGACGACGUUCGCCUGCACAAGUGCGUGUUGGAGUACCUCGGCGUCGAGCAGCUCGCCGCGGUGAUUGGUGGGUCUAUGGGCGGCAUGGCCGCGCUAGAGUGGCCGCUUUGCUUCCCUGUGCGCCAUCCCUCCUCUCCGAAUGCAAUGGCGGAGGCGACGCCGAAGGACAAGCCAUACGUCCGUGCGAUUGUUGCCUUGGCAUCCUCUGCACGACACUCGGCAUGGUGCAUUGCGUGGUCCGAAGUGCAGCGCCGGGCGGUUAUGGCGGAUGAAAAGUACAACCAAGGACGUUACCUCUUGCGCGACCCCCCUGAAAAAGGGCUCGCGGCUGCGCGUAUGUGUGCGUUGAUGACCUACCGCCAGCCGCAAAGUUUUGAGCGCCGCUUCAGCCGCUUGCGCGGCACAACGAAUGUCAAGAAGGCCGCCCCUCGGAAACUGAACCCUGAAGCGUCUUCGCUGAUGGAGGAGGGCGAUGAGGCGCCUUCUCCUGAUAUCCUCAAGCAGAAGCAGGAGCAGGAUCGCGAGCAGUAUGCGGUCCAGUCCUACUUGUAUCACCACGGGAACAAGUUUGUAAAACGCUUCGAUGCCUUGUGCUACAUCCAUUUGACCCAAAAGUUGGACACACAUGACGCUGCACGCGACCGUACAAGUUGGACGCAAGAUGUGGACCAGUCGAAUAGUACUGCUGUGCUUGCACAAGUGCUUCGAUACCUUGGAGUUGCGCCGGUGGCACCGCGUGUCCAAAUCCUCUCGGUGACGUCCGAUUUGCUGUACACGCCCAACGAGCAAGAAUUCGUGCACGCGAGCAUUCCCAAGUCCGCCCUUGUGCAUAUCGAAAGCCCGGAAGGCCACGAUGGAUUUUUACUAGAGUACCCGCAAAUCGAAGCUGCCAUACGUCCGUUUUUACACACCGACGUGAGCACCUCCAAGCUGUAG